AUUUCUAACAAAGCAUCCAUCCAAAGUACUCCAGAAGACAGGAAAAUCUUGAAACAGAUCGUCGCCAUGACGAUCGACACAGAGUUGAAGCCCCACGACACUAUCCCUAAGGCAGAAAAGCCAGUCCUUGUCUGUAUCCUCGAUGGCUGGGGUGAGAACGAAAACAAGGAUAAAUUCAAUGCUAUUCACAGUGCCGAAACCCCCGUCACAGAUGCCCUGAAGGAGGUGCCAGGGCGGUGGCGCACAGUGCGUGCUCAUGGCACUGCAGUGGGGUUACCAAGUGAUGCAGACAUGGGCAACAGCGAGGUCGGACACAAUGCACUGGGAUCUGGUCAGGUGAUCGACCAGGGUGCCCGUUUGGUGGACAUUGCACUGGAUAACGGCUCAGCCUUCGAGCUGGAUGGCUGGAAAUACAUCUCAGAGUCCUUCCCUGACAACACCGUGCACUUCAUCGGCCUGCUGUCCGACGGAGGCGUGCACAGCCGCUGCAACCAGCUCGUUGGCUUCCUCAAAGGCGCAGCCAAGGAUGGCGCCAAGCGCAUCCGCGUGCACAUCCUCACGGAUGGGCGCGAUGUGCCGGAUGGGACGUCAGUGAAGUUUGUAGAGGAGCUGGAGAAGGAUCUGGCGGAGCUGUCGGGCUGCGACGCCAAAAUCGCGUCCGGGGGCGGCCGCAUGCACGUCACCAUGGACCGCUACGAGGCGGACUGGAAGAUUGUGGAGCGCGGCUGGCAGGCGCAUGUGCUCGGAGAGGCGCCGCACAAGUUCACGACUGCGCUGGAGGCGAUCAAGACCCUCAGGGAGGGAGACGGAAGCAAGGCGAUAACAGACCAGUGGCUGCCGCCCUUCGUGGUCACAGACGACGGUGGAAAGGCAGUGGGCACAAUCGAGGACGGCGAUGCAGUGGUUCUGUUCAACUUCAGAGCGGACAGGAUGGUGGAGAUCAGCAAGGCCUUUGAAUACGAGGAGUUCAAUGCCUUUGACCGCAAGCGCUUCCCCAAGACGAGGUUUGUGGGCAUGAUGCAGUAUGACGGUGACCUGAAGCUGCCGGCGAGGUUCCUGGUGCCGCCCCCGGCCAUCUCCGGCGUUUCUGGCGAGCUGCUUGCUAAGGCCGGCGUCUCAACCUUCGCCUGCUCUGAGACCCAGAAAUUUGGCCACGUGACAUUCUUCUGGAACGGCAACCGCAGCGGCUACUUCAAGGAGGACCUGGAGACGUAUGUGGAGAUCCCCAGUGACGCUGUUCCCUUCAACGAGGCACCGGACAUGAAGGCGCGCGAAAUCACCGAGGCCGGCAAGGAGGCCCUGCUCUCUGGCAAGUACCAGAUGGUCCGCAUCAACUUCGCCAACCCCGACAUGGUGGGCCACACAGGCGAUCUUGAGGCGUGCGUGGGCGCAUGCUCGCUGGUAGACAAGUGCGUGAAGGAGCUGCUUGACACGGUGGAGUCCCUUGGCGGGCGCUGGUUGCUGACGGCCGACCACGGCAACGCGGACGACAUGGUGCAGCGCGCCAAGAAGACCAACGCGCCCCUCUUCGCCGACUCCGGCGCCCCCCUGCCCCUCACCUCCCACACCCUCGCUCCCGUGCCGGUGGCGAUUGGCGGACCUGGGCUGCCGGAGGGAAUCAAAUUCAGGGAUGACCUGCCCAACGCCGGUCUGGCCAACAUCACUGGCACAUACCUGAACCUGCUCGGCUUCGCCACCCCUGCCCACAUGGAGCCAUCCCUCAUCUAGACACCCCCUGCUCUUUCAGAUUAUUUCACUUAUUUAACCCGCGCUGCCACCAUACACUCAUUGAUGGGGCUUGCCUGAUGAAUAAUGAGGCUUGCCCAAUCAUCAUGAUGCGCACGAGCACCUGUUGCCGUGGCAUAUUGCACGGCACACAUCUGAUUGGAAAUCUGAACAGGUGUUUUGAGACUAACUGGAAGGAAAGAGGGAUGCAGAUAUUGAAGCUGCUCGCAAUAUUUCCUUGUUUGCUUAUUGUGCUCUAACUUGAGUAAGUCAUAAUGGCAGUGCGCGACAAAUGUGAUGGAUGUUGCCCCAUCAAAAUCCUUGGGAUAUUAUAUGUGUAGCUUCCCUCAGGUCAAAAUGCCGUACAAUUUGUACAAGUGGUCGGCCUUUUGCAGAUCUCUACACUGGUACGUAUACUGGACUACAAUGGCUUACUGUUCAGAAUUCUACCCUGAUGUGCAGUAUCCUUAAAUCUUUGGGUAAAGAGACGACGAUUGGCAAUG
Molecule: messenger RNA, 2228 nt
Organism: Coccomyxa subellipsoidea C-169
Lineage: Eukaryota; Viridiplantae; Chlorophyta; Trebouxiophyceae; Coccomyxaceae
Product: cofactor-independent phosphoglycerate mutase
Exons: 10
Coding region: 67-1728 (553 amino acids)
Biological process (GO): glucose catabolic process
Cellular component (GO): cytoplasm
Molecular function (GO): manganese ion binding
Source: RefSeq, a predicted model, not a curated record